UCUCGUGAGCUAGCUUUUGCCGCCAGAAGGAGUGACCGCUACCACUUCUGCAUGGGCAAGCAAAAAUCCCAGACAAAGGCCGUCCCAGCCAAGGCCGCGCCGUACGUCUUUCCACCCAGUGUCUGGACGGGCAAGAAGCCGCGCACGCUGGGCCCGCCGACAACGCUCCUUGCCUCGCAGAUCCUCCUCUUCGACUCGACGCUCCUCGCCGAAGAGUGCCGCGCCCUCGUCGGCCUCUUUGACUCGCCUUCCGCCGCUGCUGGCACUGGUUCAAGCGGCAGCUGUCCCACGCUGGAGCCGAGCCCGGCGGCGCGCCGCGGCGAGGCACAGCGGACGAACCACCGCUUCUCAACGACGGACGCGUCGUUUGCCGCGGCUCUCUUUGCCCACACGGGCCUCGCCGCCGCGCUCUCCACGCACCUCGCCCCGACGCCCGACGGCCGGCGGCCCGUGGGGCUCAGCGCCAACAUCCGCAUCUACCGCUAUGACCCGGGCGCCAUCUUUGGACCCCACUACGAUGAUCACGCGACGGACCCGGCGUCGGGCCUGCGCACCGAGUGGACCUUGCUCGUCUACCUCACGGGCCAGCAGGACGGCGUCGACGGCGGCCAGACGGUCUUUUACGAGGACCACGCCAGGCCUGGGCCUGGUGCUGGUGCUGGCAGCAAGGAAAGGGGCAGGAUCGUCGCGCCGCUGAGCCGGGGCACGGCCUUGCUGCACCGCCACGGUCGGUCAUGCAUGCUGCACGAGGCCCUGCCGCCGACACGGGGGACCAAAUGGGUCCUGCGCUCCGACGUCGUCUUUGGCCGGUAGCUUCUUCUCCUUCACGCAGGCGGGUGAUAGUCACUACGAUUAGAUGCAGAGCGAGAGCGAGAGAGAGAGAGAGAGAUGAGGAGAUGGAAGAUGUACAUGUAGCAAUAGUCUAAAAUAAGAUGAGCAAGGGUGAGACC
Messenger RNA from Acaromyces ingoldii, 950 nucleotides. RefSeq lists its product as hypothetical. Gene Ontology annotation, molecular function: iron ion binding; L-ascorbic acid binding; procollagen-proline 4-dioxygenase activity. The coding region runs from base 52 to 813 and encodes 253 amino acids. Gene Ontology annotation, biological process: peptidyl-proline hydroxylation to 4-hydroxy-L-proline. The record is from RefSeq and is a predicted model, not a curated record. Lineage: Eukaryota; Fungi; Basidiomycota; Exobasidiomycetes; Exobasidiales; Cryptobasidiaceae. Gene Ontology annotation, cellular component: endoplasmic reticulum. The transcript has 2 exons.